AUGAUUAUUGCUCUAAUAUUAGGUUUAGCUAUGUGUAUUCCAAUAUGCGACACGAAAAGUGUGCUCGUUAAAUUAAACAACAGUUUCAUUGUCGGAAAACAUUGCCAUACACUGUUUGACAAGAAGCCUUAUGUGGGAUUUUAUAAUAUUCCAUAUGCUGAGCCACCACUGAAGGAAUUGAGGUUUAAGCCACCGAUUCUCUUGGUGGAUUGGUUGAGUCAAAAAACGCCAUAUGUAUAUUACAAUAAGGAAACUAGGCGAUCUCCAUACUUUGAAGAAGACUGUCUUUAUCUAUCCAUUUUUACGCCACUAACUUCAAACAGGAAACCAGUACUUAUAUGGCUGCACGAUUACUCUUUCUGGCACGGCCCUGACUUUUUUAUAGACGAAGAAAUCGUAGUGGUAACAGUAUCGUUUAGGAAGGGAAUUUUCGGCUUUUUGAACACUAAAGAUGACAUUGCAGAAGGUAAUAUGGGAGCGAAGGAUAUAAUAACUGCGAUAAAGUGGCUCAAAGUUAAUAUUAGAUUCUUCAAUGGAGAUCCCGAAAGAAUAACUGUAGCUGGAGCUGGGGAAGCUGGUACCCCUGUGGCCUCUAUGUUAUUGGCACCAGUUGCUACUAAUUUAGUCUCUGGUGUUAUUCUGUUGAGCGGAAAUGCAUUAUCACCGGCCGAUUACAAUGACAAAAAUGAUUUGAUUCUUAAUAAGUUAUACAAUAAAUUGGGAGGUUUCAAGAAAUUCAACGGAAAAGAUCUUUGUGAAUUGCUCAUAAAUGUGACCGUGGAUAAAUUGCUAUCGGCUUCUCGAGGACUUUUCGAUAGCUCCGAAGUGAGAGAUAAUCAAAGAUUGAUUAAUCCAUUUGGAUGUUCUCUCGAGAUGGCUUCAAAGAAUCCAUUUAUGAAACGGACACCUAUAGAGAUGUAUCAGAGAAAAGCAGUGAAUAACGUUCCAGUAUUGAUUGGUUAUACGAGUUUGCAGUCUUUAUACAAACUAAAAGGUUUAGCGACAAACAGACAAGUCCUUAGAAGCAUUGAUAGUAACUUUCAAUAUCUUCUACCAUUUGAGGGAAAGGCAGAAGAAUAUAAUUCGAAGAAAUAUAAAGAGAUAAAGAAGCAUAUAAUGCAGUUUUAUUUCCUAAACGGCACCAUAGGUGAACGAAGUUUAAGACGAUACGCUAAAUAUCUCACUGAUAUAGAGAUAUUCCCGGUCGUGAGACAAGCAGUUCUACAAAGCAAUAUCUCGAGCUGUCCCGUGUAUUUAUAUAGGUUUGCGUUUAAGGGGUCCCUGAAUAUUGGCUGGAGAAAUUUCGUGCCGAAUUUAAAUUGGUCCGGAGCGACUUUGGACGAUGAAAUAUGUUACUUAUUCAAAUGUAAAUCUUUAAAUCACGUCUAUACUCGCUUGGACUCCAGUGAAAGGGACUUCAUUAAGAAAUUUGUAAGAUUAUUGUCGAAUUUCAUUAGACUCGGGAAUCCAACGCCGCAGAACAAGGAUAAAAUUCUCCAUAACUUACAUUGGAUAUCUUUAACAAAAAAGCAUUCAACAAGCACUUUGAAAGCUUUGAAUAUUGGAAAAAGAAUACGGAUGCGCGACCUACCUGAGGAAGAUAGAAUAGCCCUACUAGAAGCGAAGGUAAAAGCAUUUUCUUGCCCCAAUCCUUCAACCUCCCUCAUAGCAUCGGAUUAUUCAAACAGGAUAGCGGAUAGUCUGUGGCAGCCCUGA
Molecule: messenger RNA, 1716 nt
Organism: Leptosia nina
Lineage: Eukaryota; Metazoa; Arthropoda; Insecta; Lepidoptera; Pieridae
Source: the annotation of a GenBank genome assembly